Messenger RNA from Carya illinoinensis, 1159 nucleotides. RefSeq lists its product as uncharacterized. The record is from RefSeq and is a predicted model, not a curated record. NCBI's taxonomy places the organism in Eukaryota, Viridiplantae, Streptophyta, Magnoliopsida, Fagales, Juglandaceae. The transcript has a single exon. Bases 156 to 1007 code for a protein of 283 amino acids.
CACACCUACAUUCUUUUUUCUGCAGACUGAGAACUCUAUCACUGAUUUACUUGCAUAUAUAGACCACCUCAAUGUAAUUCCAUGCAUGUUCCUUAAUUUUCUGCCAAGCAAAGAAGGCGUUUUGAUUUAACUAUUUGCUGCUUUUGGGAUCAAACAUGGUUUGGCUGAAUUGGCAACAUCAGAAGUUUAAGCAUCUCUUGAAUCCUCCUGCCUUAUCUUUAAGACAACCCUUCUACAUCCUUACAAUCACCCUCCUCAACCUUUUGCUCCCACUCUCAUUUCUCCUCCUAUCCAGGUUCUCUAAUGCUCGCUACUAUCUCCUAAGCCUUGAAGUUGACUCUUUUCCUUCCUCACAGCUUUCUUCUUUUCUCUCAUCAUUCCUCCCCAGUGUUCUCUAUCUUCUUGUUUCCAUUAUUAGCACAACCACUCUUGUCCACAGCUUGACAGGAAAGGUUACCAUUACAAGCGAGUCUCUAAAGCCCGUUUUACGACCCCGUUUGUACAUUGCAUGGCCUUUUAUAUGCACGUUGCAAGUCUGCAUCGGUUUGGGCAUAGAAGGGAGCAUUGCAGCAGGAAUUAAUGAUUGCUCCAGUAGUACUGUUGGUAUGGAGAGAAGCUUGUUGAGCAGAUUAAUUUUCUUCCUGGGAUUGCAUGAAACGAUGCUUCAUUGGUCUAGGGUAGUGGUGAGGCCUGUGGUGGAUGACACUUUUUUCGGGGUUGCUACCGAGGAAAGGUGGGCUGAAAUGGCGGCCAUGGCGGCAAGCUUUGGUACCCUAUGGUGGUGGAAGUUGAGGAAUGAGGUCGAGUCUCUGGUGGCAGUGGCCGAGUUCAAGGGAUCAGAGGUGGCUGACUUUGUUGCUUGGGGGCUCUAUUACCUGACUGUAACAAUUGGGAUGAUCAAGAUUGUGAAGGGUUUUAUGUGGCUUGGCAUGCUUUUGCUAUGUAGGAGAGCGGGGAUCAGGGGGAGCUCACCAGAUUCUAGUACUGGGGAUGAAGACAAAGUCUGAAUUUGACAGUACUCUCGAUGAUCUUAUUAUUUAUUUUAUGAUCACUCUCGUUUAUUCAAUAUCUAAUCUGAAUUUGACAGCCAAUGUUGUAUUAAGUUCUGAUCAUCAGGCAUGUGUUGUAUUAUGGCUGUACUACGCGACAUUAAUACAAC